AUGCUGACCGGUGCCUCAUUGUACCGAAGGGCCCGAGGGCUGCAUGCGAGGUCCCCUGCUAUAGCAGGGUUUCGGGAGCUGGGGGGCCCCCGAGGGGCCCCUGCUGCGCUGUGUAGCAGGCCUAGCAGCAGCAGCAACAACGACAACAGCAGCAGCAACAACAACAACAGCAGCAGCGUGAGCAGCAGAAGCAGCUGCUGCCGCAGCAAAAAACGCGGCAACACCGGAAGCUGCAGCUGCAGCAGCAGCAGCAGCAGCAGCAACUACAACACCUGCAGCAGCAAUAUGAGUGAGCUUCGCAAGCAGCUUGCACAAAGAGCAGCAGCAGCAGCUGCUGCUGCUGCUGCUGCCGCUGCUUCUAGGCGUUUCGCUGCCCUCUUCGGCCCUGUCGCAGCAGCAGCAACAACAACAACAGCAACAACGGCAGCAACUACAACAAGAGCAGCAGCAGCAGAGCUUGCAACCCCCGUGGUCCGGUUGUCUCCCGUUCUGCAGGCUCUCGCAGGUCUGGACUGUCUAGACACCCGCGUCUUCUGUCUCUUAGCAGACCGCCUUGCAGAACCGGAAGUCAUGAAGGAUUGUCGCUUCUUCCAGCUGGCGCUCGCGUUGAAUGCACUUGCUGCUGCGAAGCUGCUGCAUCCCCGUCUCCUGGCUGCUGCUGGGGAUCGCCUGGAGACGAUCCCACUCGAUCCCCACCAAGCAAACCCGCAGAGUAAGCCUCCUGCUGCAGCAGCAGCAGCAGCUGCUGCUGCUGCUAAUGCUUCUGCUGCUGCUCCUGGUGACGUUGUUGCAAGUGCUUGUGCUGCAGCUCCUGCUGCUGCUGCUGCUGCAGUAGGGCUAGCAGCGGCAGUCCUCACAGUUGCUGCUACAGACAGCAACACCCUGGCUGCCAUUGCAGCUUUUGCUGCUGCUGAUUCUGCUGCUGCUGCUGCAGGUGUCGCGUUGCUGCUGAAUUCGCUUGCGCGUUUUCAUGAAGAGGAAAUGUCUAUCCGCAGGAGCCAGCAGCAGCAACAGCAGCAACAGCAGCAGAAACAGCAGCAGCAACAGCAGCAGCAGCAGCAACCGGUAUUCACGCCUGCGGACCUGGAGAUUAUCCGCCAGUCAAUGGUUUUUAUCGUUGCAGCCUAUGAUGCGCUUCGCAGCGACAAGUGCCUGACGAACACGAUGGGCUGGAAUAGGCAGCAGCAGCAAGAGCCACAGCAGCAGCACGAAGACUCGACAGUAGAACAAACAGAGCAGCCGACAGCACAGGAAGAGAAGCAGCAGCAGCCAAGACCCCCUGCUCUGCUGCUGCAGCUGCUGCUGCAACAGAUUGAUGCUCGUGGUUGCUGCAUGGCUCUCUCUGCCUUAUCCAGACUGCAGCAGCGAGAGGGUUUUGCAGCAGCAACAGCAGCAGCAGCAGCAGCAGCAGCUACUCAGGUGUCUGUACACCUCAAAAAGCUAACGGCUCACCAAACCGCUACGCUGCUGCACAGCAUAUCAAAAUUUCCCCAGCUGUCUCCCUCUUUAUCCGGCGAUCUUUUGAUUCAUCUGCGUCCUCGCAUUAAGCACUUAGACCCUGCCGGAUGCGUCAGCGCCCUCAGCGCGUUUCGCCACCUCCGUUUAGAUGGCGACGAACCCUCGUCGGUGGAGCUGCAGAAGCAGGCGGUCUCCCAAAUCCACUACUGCGACUGGCAGGGGCUGCAUGCAUUGGCUUCAGUUGCAAGGCGCGGCAACUUCCAGCUGCUGCUGCAUGCGCUGCAGCAGCAGCUGCAGCAGCAGCAGCAGCAGCAGCCGGAAUCACCCGCCCUUCAACAAUUUCGCGACGAACCCUCGUCGGUGGAGCUGCAGAAGCAGGCGGUCUCCCAAAUCCACUACUGCGACUGGCAGGGGCUGCAUGCAUUGGCUUCAGUUGCAAGGCGCGGCAACUUUCAGCUGCUGCUGCAUGCGCUGCAGCAGCAGCUGCAGCAGCAGCAGCAGCAGCAGCCGCAGCAGCCGGAAUCACCCGCCCUUCAACAAUUUCGUACGACAGCUACUGGGCGGCAGCAGCAACAGCAGCAGCAGCAGCAGUACCAGCAGCAGCACAACCACCACCACUACCACCAGCAGCAACAGCAACAGCAGCAGCAACAGCAGCAGCAACAGCAGCAGCAGCAGUGUCUGUAUAGGUUUAAGCUAGCAGCUGAGGCUGAGGUGUAA
This is a messenger RNA of Eimeria acervulina, 2178 nucleotides long. RefSeq lists its product as hypothetical. The coding region runs from base 1 to 2178 and encodes 725 amino acids. The transcript has 13 exons. NCBI's taxonomy places the organism in Eukaryota, Apicomplexa, Conoidasida, Eucoccidiorida, Eimeriidae. The record is from RefSeq and is a predicted model, not a curated record.